Molecule: messenger RNA, 821 nt
Organism: Ornithodoros turicata
Lineage: Eukaryota; Metazoa; Arthropoda; Arachnida; Ixodida; Argasidae
Product: peptide deformylase, mitochondrial-like
Exons: 4
Coding region: 74-712 (212 amino acids)
Biological process (GO): peptidyl-methionine modification
Cellular component (GO): mitochondrion
Molecular function (GO): peptide deformylase activity
Source: RefSeq, a predicted model, not a curated record
UGCUUCAUGUUGGCUAUUUGUGACGGAAUCAGAGGUCACGUUUUGACAUUUUCAACCAAUUUUUGCAUCAGUCAUGGUAUUAAGAGAGCCGCUUCAUGCAUGUAGAAGGCUGGUUACUAAACUUAAAAGUUUGGGAUCUAGCUCAGUUCCUAAGCCGCCUUACGAGUUUAUUACACAAGUAGGUGAUCCUGUGCUCAGAAAACGAGCAGAGCCGGUUGAUCCUGAACAGAUUAGGACUCCUGAUAUUCAAGAGGUUUUAAGCAACAUGAAACAUGUAAUGAGAAGAACCCUCUCAAUUGGAAUCUCAGCGCCACAAGUUGGAUCCUCAUACAGGAUUAUGAUGGUAGAAUUCCCGCACGCCUAUUUAAAACAUCUCUCCCGGGAAUUAAUACAGUCACGGGAAUAUAUGGUUUUCCCACUGAAGGUAUUUAUCAACCCUACAUUGCAAGUCAUUAACAGUUGGAAGAUUUGGUUUCCAGAAGGGUGCGAAAGUAUACGUGGAUACAGUGCAGAUGUUCCACGACACUAUGAAGUAAAAAUAUCAGGGUUAAACGAGAAAGCCGAACCCCACGAGUGGCAAGUACGUGGUUGGCCAGCCCGGAUAAUCCAGCACGAGGUGGACCAUUUGGAUGGUAUCCUGUACAUAGACCACAUGGACUCGCGGACCUAUCAGUUCCACUACUGGCAAGCAAUCAGGAGGUUGCCAUCGUAGAAGAUUGAAUAGUCUUCCUUUUUCUUUUUUUCGCUAUUGGUGAGUGUAGGGUCCUCCUCGAUGUGUACGCGAUAAUAAAGUCAGUAAUAAAGUAAAUAGUUACGUUUUC